Molecule: messenger RNA, 4739 nt
Organism: Cotesia glomerata
Lineage: Eukaryota; Metazoa; Arthropoda; Insecta; Hymenoptera; Braconidae
Gene: Ask1
Product: mitogen-activated protein kinase kinase kinase 15
Exons: 15
Coding region: 516-4625 (1369 amino acids)
Biological process (GO): MAPK cascade; protein phosphorylation
Molecular function (GO): protein binding; protein kinase activity; ATP binding
Source: RefSeq, a predicted model, not a curated record
ACAUAUUAAAGCAUGUGAGUGUAGAGAAAAGUUUCUAGCAUUUUCCUUUCACAAAAAAUGUCGUGGGUGUAAGUGCACACAUGUAUAAAUAUGUAAUACUUGCUACGCGCUUACAUAUUACAACACCCACACAGUGAGUGCAUAUGUUCUUAGAGUACAUGUGUGUUAGAUUAUAUUAAAGCUAGUGUAGAAGACUUCAAUAGCCAGUUAAUACCAAGAAGUCAUUACCUACUAAAUUUAUUGUGUUUUAUUUUGGUAUUUUCCAUGUCUGGUGAUCACCGAUACUAUCAUUACAACAGUAAUUAUUAUCUAAGAAUAAAUUAAAUUUAUCAAUAUGCCUUAGCCGAUUAUCGUCAAUUUUACCUUUAUUAGGUAUUUUCAUUAUCCAGUAACUUAUUCAAAAAUACGUAAAUCCAGAUAAAAUUUCAAAACGUAUUUUUGUUUUAGGUGACCUUGAGUACUUGAAGAAAUUCUAGGCUUUAUUUUCGAUUACUUCUAGUAUUAAAAGAUUAAAAAUGCCAUCAACUUGUGGGGACAUACAAGAAAUUUCAGUAGCAUCACCACACGCAGCAGUAAUCGACGGACAAUCAAGUACAGACAGUGUAGGAACACACAGUGAUGUUUCAGGCAAUACGACGAUAUCAACAAAACCAAAGAUCCAGGUUGUCUGUGUGAUCGACUUGACCCAGCCGGAGAAUCUCAGUGACCGUAAGCGUGCAUUGGAGGAGAUAAAGCAAGCAUGUUCUUUAGUAAACACCAGUUUCAAUAUGGUCCAGUUCGAGAAACUCGACUUUGGAGAGACAAAUGUCUUGGAUUUGUUCUACAACGCAGACGUAGUGGUGGUCGACCUGAGUGUCAGAGACCAGCAGUCGGCUCUUUUUUACCACCUUGGAGUGCGAGAGAGUUUUGGUAUGAAAGAGAACAUAAUGCUCUUCAAUGACAUCGAGUCUGAGGCGACUGUACGUCUGAAAGUGUCCUGUUGUAAUUAUACAUUCGUUCCUUACCGAGUACUCGAAUGUGGAACCUGUGUCACCACUAUGAGCAUGAAACCCGCGCGAGCUGGAGAAGAAGUCCUAGAUCCAAAGCAGCAUCUCACGCUGAGGCUAAAAAAACUCCUUCAGGAUGUUGAAGUUCAAUCGAAAGCUCACAUGAAGGAAAAAUUUCUCGCCGAUUUGCGUAAAGCUCGCGAGAGUUUCUCCGGAGCAGAAUUAUCGCGUGCAAUAAAUAAUAUGCGCAAGCGGCUGGACGAUCCAAAUGUUCUUUCUGGAGAAGUUAUUUUAAAUAUCAUGAUUUCAUACCGCGAGAUCCAGGACUACGAUGCUAUGGUACAGCUCGUUGAGGAUCUUUACACGAUCCCGAAUCACAAAAACUACAUCAAGACCCCGAUGAUUACUUAUCUGUACAGCUUCGCUCUGAGUCGGCGAAACAAAGAAGGUGAUCGCGAGCGAGCUGUUAGGAUUGUUGAAAAAGCGUUAGAGAAAAAAGAAAACCACGUUCCUGAUAUGCUCUGUCUCUGCGGAAGGAUUUACAAAGACAGGUUCGUUGAAAGCCGUCACAGUGAUCAGGAAAGUUUAAAAAAUGCUAUUCACUGGUACCGUAAAGGUUUUGAAGUUCAGCCUAACGAAUACGCGGGUGUUAAUUUGGCGACGUUGCUAGUCAUUGCGGGUAAUGACUUUAGCAACAGCGAAGAGCUACAACACAUUGGGAUGGUUUUGAAUAAUUUAAUUGGAAAAAAAGGAAGUUUGUCGAGCCUGAAGGAGUACUGGGAUAUCGCGACAUUCUUUGAAAUAAGUGUCCUGGCUCAGGAUUAUGCUAAAGCGCUGCAAGCUGCUGAAUGCAUGUUCAAAUUAAAAGCACCCAAUUGGUAUUUAAAGUCAACGAUUGGAAAUAUUUCGCUGAUUAAUAGGUUUAGAAAGAAGAACGAAGAGAGUGAGUCUUCGGCAGAAGAACAAAUAUUUAGUUUUUGGAUGGAUUAUUUUAUCGUAGCUACCGAGAACGAUGUUAGCAAUUGCAUCCGCUUUCCGUUGUUAAUUCUAGAGCCAUCGAAAAUUCUAAUGCCGUCCUACGUUAAUGUUAAUCUGGGUGCUGAAGAAAAAUCUAUUCAGAUUGUUAAUAUAUGUCUAAAUUGUUUAAAAAAUAAUUGUAAGCAAGUUCACGACUGGCUUUUCACCGCUAACAUGAUCCGCAGUGUCAGUUUGUACAAGCGUGAUAAAAGGUGCUUGUUUUUGUACGUCCACGAAAAUUCAGACGACUUCCAAAUGUUUUUUUCCUCGGAAAUAUGCAGGCAGAGGUUCUAUGAUCUUGUACUGGAGAUGACGGUAGACCAAGAGGGAAUGGUUACUAAUUUGGAUUCUUAUAUGACUGAUGGGCAAAUCAAGUAUGAAUAUGAAUUAGAUGACCAGGGGAAACGUAUUGUGCUUGGCAAAGGUACUUAUGGAAUUGUUUACGCAGCGAGGGAUUUAAAUACCCAAGUUAGGAUCGCUGUUAAGGAAAUAAGGGAGAAAAAUUUAGGAGAUGUACAGCCGUUGCAUGAAGAAAUAAAAUUACACAGUCAACUGAGGCACCGGAAUAUUGUACAGUACUUGGGUUCGAUAAGUGAGGACGGAUUCUUUAAAAUAUUUAUGGAACAAGUACCUGGAGGUAGUUUAUCUGCUUUGUUAAGAUCUAAAUGGGGACCAUUGAAAGAGAACGAAUCGACAAUAUCGUAUUACACUAAGCAAAUUCUUGAAGGAUUGAAAUAUCUGCACGAUCAAAAGAUUGUUCACCGUGAUAUCAAAGGUGAUAACGUAUUAGUAAAUACGUACAGUGGCGUUGUUAAAAUAUCCGAUUUUGGAAUGUCUAAAAGACUAGCUGGACUUUGUCCAAGUACUGAAACAUUUACUGGUACAUUGCAGUAUAUGGCGCCGGAAGUUAUUGAUAAAGGACAACGAGGAUAUGGUGCACCGGCGGAUAUAUGGUCAUUAGGUUGUACAGUAGUAGAAAUGGCAACAGGAAAGCCUCCCUUCAUUGAGCUUGGAUCGCCUCAGGCUGCAGUAUUCAAGGUGGGAUAUUACAAGAUACAUCCGGAAAUACCGUCGGAGUUAUCAGAGCGAGCUAAGAAUUUUAUAUUACGUUGUUUUGAACCGAAUCCUGAUGUUAGAGCUCCUGCCUCUGUUCUUUUAGAGGAUCCAUUUUUAUAUGAAAAGAAAAAAAGUUCACGUUUACCAGCACCACCAGACUUCAGUCGCAGUAUUUCAGUACCAGGCGACCGAAUUGAACGAUUGAAUAAUAAUAACAAUAAUAAUCGUGACAAAAUAAACAAUAAUGUUAUUUCAACGCCGCCGAUUCAAGCAUCACAAUCAGAUGAUAGUGCAAUAUAUAGCGGAGUGAUGACCAAAUCAAGUCCAUUGAAAGAUCGCAGCCCAGCACAUCUUCUGUCUCCCAUCAGUAUUCCUACUGCUUCUUUAUCUUUCACCAGCACAAUCGGAAGCACGCCAUCAAUAGACAUAAGCGAAGACGCGAGCUGCACUAUGACUCGACGGAGUUCAUCAGGAGGAUUAAUGUCGCCGGAAGUAGAGUUAACCGGGCAGCCAGAGCAAAAAGGCGUCGGUGAUGAACAAGAGGGGUUUUACUUCUAUAAAAAAGACAGCCAGCGGCGAAUGACUCUCACCAGGGUGUUGACCCAAGACGGAGCUACUCUCUGCAAAGUUUGGUUGGAAUAUAUUAACCGAGACGGCGCGCAGACAGUAAUAAGUAUACCACAUCUGGAGUUAUUGCUGCGGGGCUUACGUGAUUAUAUAUCUGAUCGAAAUCAAGAUUCAAUUACUACGGCAUUGCGGACACUUAAAGAAGAAUUGGCAUUUGACUCAACGACAAUUAAUCAACUACAAUUGGCUAUUUAUUUAUUUCAAACUGCUGUUAAUGAUGUUCUCAGAAUGCACAGUAUUAAACCUCAUUGGAUGUUUGCGUUAGAUAAUCUCGUUAGAAAUGCUGUUCAAACUGCUAUUACUGUUUUGUCACCUGAACUUGGCGCCGGAUUAAUUGAUCAAGAGCGAGCUCAAGCGGGCGCAGACGGUCCCGAAGAAGGAUCAACGUCUGUUAUGUCAACCGUAAACUCUCUGAAAUCCCACAAGACUGUCGAUUCUAUAGAAAAUAAUAAAUAUUGGCGUGAAUAUCAAGAACAAAUGGGUAAUUUGAAGACAGAUAGUAUUAAACUAGUCCAAGAAUUACUCGAGAGUCAGAAAAUUUAUCAUACUCUGCUACAAAAUGCCCUGGAGGAUCAGAGAGCGCAAAUUGGUGCCCUGACUCAUCUUUGUGAGGACAUAAGUCGACGAUUUUCACGACAAGAAUCCGGAUACAAUUCGAGUAUACACGGGACCGCAUCUCCACAACCGUCAUCAGUGUUGGUGCCUCAAAUAAGUGUGACAGAUCACAAUACUCCGUCGAACACAGACAACAAACUCGUUGAAUGGCUCCAAGGUCUUGGCAUCGACGAUAUGUCUAUCGAAAGGAUAAUAUAUGAAGAAUACACGCUCGAUGAUUUUUUAAAUAGUAUUUGUAGAGACGAUCUACGAAGAAUAAGACUCAAAGGCGGUAUUGAAUUAAAAAUUUGGUCAGCCAUAAUGUCACAUCGUAAUAAUAAUUAAUACCAUUUUUAAAACUAAAUACUUUUUUUUUAUCGCGAUAUUUUGUACAGUAUAGAGUUGUUAUUUAGAAUUUUUUUCUAAGUGUUGACUAUUAUAGAGUUAAUUUUUAAAAAU